AUGGUUCCCGAGAUUCCCACAAUGUCUACAAUGCCGUGGUGGCCGCGGUACUCACGGUUCCCCUCGUACCCACCUUGUCUACAAUGUCCGACGUUGACGUGUCCAACAGUGACAACACACCGGGGUCAUUUCACUGCCUCAAUCACACUGCACUGCCUCUGUGCUGGUGUAAGCCACGACAUUGGCAAUUACAAGCCGAGCGUCACGCCUGAAGCCAUGCUAGAGCGUCCUGGAUACGUUUUCCAACGCCAAUGGAGCUUCCCAGCGCCUUAUGGUAGCAGGAUGUCAUUCUGCGCUGAAGCUCAGUUCAUCAUCAGUACCUGCAAGGGCAUGGCCUUGACAGCCCUUCAAUUCUCACUUUCAACCCCAGCGGACAAAUGCCGACGCAUGGGGCUGUUCUUUUACAAGCAAAGCAUCCUAAGGGCGUACGUUCAGUUCAAAAGCCGCGACAACGUCCAUGCAUCAGCGCCCAGACAACGAUCGCACGGUUCAGGCUAUGAGCAAUGUAUCCUAGUGCGCCCCCCACUUUGCUGCCGUUUUGUCCAAUUCCAAGAAGGCGACAAUGGCAAGUCCGUCCUUUCUUUUGACGAGUCGAGUGCGCGAGGUGGGGAACCGUGGCAGCCAACUGCGAUGACUCUUGACUCUGAGGAUCGGUAA
Molecule: messenger RNA, 657 nt
Organism: Purpureocillium lilacinum
Lineage: Eukaryota; Fungi; Ascomycota; Sordariomycetes; Hypocreales; Ophiocordycipitaceae
Source: RefSeq, a predicted model, not a curated record